This is a messenger RNA of Mirounga angustirostris (Northern elephant seal), 3025 nucleotides long. Its product is annotated as cytochrome P450 2A13. The record is from RefSeq and is a predicted model, not a curated record. Bases 47 to 1531 code for a protein of 494 amino acids. Gene Ontology annotation, molecular function: iron ion binding; oxidoreductase activity, acting on paired donors, with incorporation or reduction of molecular oxygen, reduced flavin or flavoprotein as one donor, and incorporation of one atom of oxygen; arachidonate epoxygenase activity. Lineage: Eukaryota; Metazoa; Chordata; Mammalia; Carnivora; Phocidae. Gene Ontology annotation, biological process: epoxygenase P450 pathway; xenobiotic metabolic process; coumarin metabolic process. Gene Ontology annotation, cellular component: cytoplasm; intracellular membrane-bounded organelle. The transcript has 9 exons.
AAACAACCCCAGUCAGCAUCAUCUGACCGUCUCUCCCAGUGCCACCAUGCUGGCCUCAGGGUUGCUUCUGGUGGCUUUGCUCACCUGCCUGACCACAAUGGUCUUGAUGUCUGUCUGGAGGCAGAAGAAACUCUCGGGGAAGCUUCCUCCGGGACCCACCCCAUUGCCCUUCAUUGGAAACUACCUGCAGCUGAAUACACAGCAGAUGUACAACUCUCUCAUGAAGAUCAGCGAGCGAUAUGGCCCAGUCUUCACGGUCCACCUGGGGCCCCGGCGCAUCGUGGUGCUGUGUGGACACGAGGCGGUGAAGGAGGCUCUGGUGGACCAGGCUGAGGAGUUCAGCGGCCGAGGCGAGCAGGCCCUCUUCAACUGGCUCUUCAAAGGCUAUGGCUUGGCAUUCAGCAACGGGGAGCGGGCCAAGCAGCUCCGGCGCUUCUCCAUCACCACGCUGCGGGACUUUGGAGUGGGCAAGCGCGGCAUUGAGGAGCGCAUCCAGGAGGAGGCGGGCUUCCUCAUCGAGGCCCUCCAGGGCACACGCGGUGCCUUCAUCGAUCCCACCUUCUUCCUGAGCCGAACAGUGUCCAAUGUCAUCAGCUCCAUUGUCUUUGGGGACCGCUUUGACUAUGAGGACAAAGAGUUCCUGUCACUGUUGCGUAUGAUGCUGGGAAGCUUCCAGUUCACAGCUACCUCUAUGGGGCAGCUCUAUGAGAUGUUUUACUCAGUGAUGAAGCACCUGCCAGGGCCACAGCAACAGGCAUUUAAGGAGCUGCAGGGUCUGGAGGACUUCAUAGCCAAGAAGGUGGAGCAGAAUCAACGCACCCUGGACCCCAACUCCCCGAGGAACUUCAUCGACUCCUUCCUCAUUCGCAUGCAGGAGGAGCAGAACAACCCCAACACGGAGUUCUACAUGAAGAACCUGGUGCUGACCACACUGAACCUCUUCUUUGCGGGCACUGAGACGGUCAGCACAACCCUGCGGUACGGCUUCCUGCUGCUCAUGAAGCACCCAGAGGUGGAGGCCAAGGUCCAUGAAGAGAUUGACCGGGUGAUUGGCAAGAACCGUCAGCCCAAGUUUGAGGACCGGGCCAAGAUGCCCUACACAGAGGCGGUGAUCCAUGAGAUCCAAAGAUUUGGAGACAUGAUCCCCAUGGGCCUGGCCCGCAGAGUCACCAAGGACACCAAGUUUCGAGAGUUCCUCCUCCCCAAGGGCACUGAAGUGUUCCCUAUGCUGGGCUCCGUGCUGAGAGACCCCAAGUUCUUCUCCAACCCCCGAGACUUCCACCCCCAGCACUUCCUGGAUGAGAAUGGGCAGUUUAAGAAGAGUGAUGCUUUUGUGCCCUUCUCCAUUGGAAAGCGGUACUGUUUUGGAGAAGGCCUGGCUAGAAUGGAGCUCUUUCUCUUCCUCACCACCAUCUUGCAGAACUUCUGCUUCAAGUCCCCGCAGCUGCCCCAAGAUAUCGACGUGUCCCCCAAGCUCGUGGGGUUUGCUACCAUCCCACGAAAUUACACCAUGAGCUUCCAGCGCCGCUGACCAAGGGCUGUGGGAGCGCAGGGCUAAGGGGAAGAACAAGGUGGAGGGAGGAAUCAGGGGUGGGGCUACUGAAUCGGGUGGGGUUAAGGGAAGGGCGGGGCUAGUAGGGGGGAGGUGACUUAGGGGGAAUGAAGGCACAAGGUGAAUAGGAGAGGAAGAGGAAAGGAAAGGCCUUUUGUCUGUUGACUUUGCUGCAGAUAGAUCCUUAAGAGGUGGGGUAAGAGGGAGAACCUUACACUCUACUGUUAAUAAUAAUAAUAAUAAUAAUAAUAACGCUUAAUUAUUUAUUGUAUCAAAUUAUGCAUCAGUUCUGUGCUAAAAGCGUCACUUACAUCACUUAAUGCUCACAAACCUAUGUGCCAGGGAACGGUGUUCAUGUCCAUUUUACAGGUGUCAAAGCUUAACUGAUUCCCAAGGAAUCUACAGCAAGAACAAAAAAAUCCUCUUUAUUAUUAAUGAGUUUAGUAAGGUCACUAAACAUACAAAAGUCUUUUUCUGUUGUUGUUUUUCUAUAUAUUUUAGAAAACCAAAAUUAAAAACACAAUAACACUUUAGUCACUGAAAAAAACAAAAUACUUAAGUAUAAAUCUGACAACACGUGUACCGAGCCUGUAUGGUAAAAAUUACAAAAUACUGAUGAAAGAAAUAAAAAAUAUAUAUAUUUUUUAAAGAUUUUAUUUAUUUAUUUGACAGAGAGAGACACAGCAAGAGAGGCAGCACAAGCAGGGGAAGUGAGAGAGGGAGAAGCAGGCUUCCUGCCUAGCAGGGAGCCCAAUGUGGGGGCUCGAUCCCAGGACCCUGGGAUCAUGACCUAAGCUGAAGGCAGAUGCUUAACGACUGAGCCACCCAGGUGCCCCAGAAAUAAAAAAUAUUUUUAAAGAUUUUAUUUAUUUGAGAGAGAGAGAGAGAAAGAAUGAGCACAAGUAGGGGGAAGGGGCAGAGGGAGAGGAAGAAGCAGACUCCCCACUGAGCAGGGAGCCCUAUGUGGGACUUGAUCCCAGGACCCUGGGAUCAGGACCUGAGCCGAAGGUAGAUGCUUAACUGACUGAGCCACCCAGGCGCUCCGAAAUAAAAUAUUUUUUAAAUAAAUAGACAUACUAUGUUCAUAGAUUGGAAGAUCAGUACAGUAAAGAUGCCAACUUCCCCCAAAUUGGUUUAACACAAUUAUUAUAGAAAUGACAGCAAGAUUUUUUUGGUAUGGAUUUAGACAUUUAUUUGAAAAUUUAUAGGAAGGCAAAGGAAGAGCUAAAACAGUUUUAAAGAAGGGUAAAGAGUGAAGAAACACACUUUCUGAUUUGUUCCCUUGGGAUUCAGAAAAAGCUCUGUUUAGAGAUAAGUUUGUAGCCUUACAUUUUCAUAUUGGAGAGGAAGGAAAUCUAAAAAUUAAUGUAAAAAUUAAGUGUCCAUCUUUAAAAGUUAGAAAACGGCCUCCUGGGUGGUUCAGAUGGUUAAGCGUCUGCCUUCGGCUCAGGUCAUGAUCCCAGGGUCCUGGGA